AUGGAUGACAUUGAUGGUGGUCUUGGUGUAGGCAUUACCCUUCUUUCUGAUGGACACAAGCGGUUGCUAGAAGCAGUAAAAGAAAGGUGUCCAGAAGUUGAACACAGACAAUCACCAAGUUCCUCCAGGGGUAGUGGAGCCGGACCAAGUCGACCAGCAACAGCCCAACCACCACCACCACCACCACCACCAGCCCAACCACCACCACCACCACCACUACCACCAACCCAACCACCUCCACCACCACCAGCUGCAAGUCCUGUCCCAAGAAGGGCCCCAAUUGGUAGAAGUGGACGGAGGCAAUAUUCUGAAAGGAUUGUCAAAAUGGCAUUAAGGAGGAAGAUACCUGGGGUUGGGAGCAGUGCAAAGAACACUGCAGUCCUUGAUUAA
This is a messenger RNA of Lactuca virosa, 390 nucleotides long. NCBI's taxonomy places the organism in Eukaryota, Viridiplantae, Streptophyta, Magnoliopsida, Asterales, Asteraceae. The record is from the annotation of a GenBank genome assembly.